Molecule: messenger RNA, 1077 nt
Organism: Brassica napus (rape)
Lineage: Eukaryota; Viridiplantae; Streptophyta; Magnoliopsida; Brassicales; Brassicaceae
Source: the annotation of a RefSeq genome assembly
AUGAAAAAUCUAAACAAUAUCUUACUUUUGAUCCGUUCUUAUUGGAAAGAUCACUUGCCAUCUAAGGUGUUAGAUGAUGAAAAUCAGUAUCUUAGUAAGACUGAAGAUGAAAUCUUUCAUUUGAGGUUAUGUAACCUAAUACACGUUGUUCAUACCAGGCUGAAUGAGGAUUAUGAUUGUUAUAAAUUAACAUCAGGAGAAAUAUACGAAAUUCUAGAUUUAGUCUACAAUAAGAAAUACGUUAUUGAUAACAUGAAAUUAGUUGAAAAAAUGUCCGAAGAGGGAAAGAAUGAUUUUUGUGAACUUGAAGGUGAAGUGUAUAGACUGCCAUCUAUUAAUAAUCAAAUUAUUAGACGAUUUCCCGUUGAUUUGAUUGUCCAAUCAUUACCAAAUGUCUCUUAUUUUUCAAAAGAUCUAGUAUCUCCCGAUAUUAGAUAUAUAGAUAAAGGAACAAACUUCAUCAAGUCCUCAUUUUCGGACACAGUUGUUAUAACAGCAUUCAUUUUAGUUUUCAUAAAAUCUAUAACAGAAGAGCUUACCUUUUUUAGGAAAUCAUGCUAUUUGAAAUAUCAAACAGAUGAUGAAUUUAUUUCAUUUAAUGAGACACUUGACAAGUGGGGAGGAUUAAAUAAUUUCAUUGUUAUUAGUCUUCAUAAGACUAUUUAUAGUUAUUCCAAAUCUAGAGUAUUAGAAAAAGUAGCACCUCUUGUGAACUCAGAUCAUUACUUGAUGAGUAUACUAAAUAGUUUAAUUUAUAAUCAAAUAUUAGAUGAAGAGGGUAAGGAUUAUUCAUAUCCUAUAGGAUCUCCUUUGAUCCCUAUAUUGGAUAAUGUUUUAUCAAACAUCUUUUUAGAUGAUCUAGAUCAAAAAAUAGAGGAUCAAUUCCCUCAUAUUCAAUAUGCUCGAUAUCAACAUAUCAUGGUAUUGAGUAAGCCAACUACUGAUAAAGAAGUAUUUGAUAAUACUUUGAAUCAAAUAUUCUUAGAUAUCCAAAUAUCACCAUAUUAUAUAUCUAAUAUAGAUAUUAACCAAAUAUUACCAUAUUUUAUGGAAGAACAAAAUUGUGUAAGUAAAUAA